AUGAGUCGCAAGAACACCGCUGCCUCGCUAUUGUUACGACAAUACAGAGAACUCACAGACCCAAAGAAAGCUAUUCCUAGUUUCCAUAUCGAGUUGGAAGAUGACUCCAAUAUCUUUUUGUGGAACAUCGGGGUGAUGGUUUUGAACGAGGAGUCCAUCUACCACGGAGGUUACUUCAAGGCACAGAUGAAGUUCCCAGACGACUUUCCUUUCUCCCCACCAACGUUCAGGUUCACUCCUGCGAUCUACCACCCAAACGUCUACAGGGACGGAAGGUUAUGCAUCUCGAUUUUGCACCAGUCCGGGAACCCAACGUCGGAUGAGCCCGACGAAGAAACAUGGUCCCCAGUACAAACAGUCGAGUCUGUCUUGAUCUCGAUAGUCUCCUUGUUGGAGGACCCUAAUAUCUCCUCGCCUGCAAACGUCGACGCCGCCGUCGACUACAAGAAGAACCCAGAACAAUACAAGCAGAAGGUGAAACUAGAGGUGGAAAGAUCGAAGCAGGAUAUCCCACAAGGCUUUGUAAUGCCAGAGUCUACCAAGGCCUACGUCUCCCAGAGAAGAGCUAACGAGGCUAUCGACAGCAUCAAGGAUACUGUGGGUGAUAAUUUCUGGUACGAUAGCGACGAAGGCGAAGAAGACGUGGACAUUUAUGCAUAUGAGGACUCCGAUGAAGACGAAGAAGAAGAUGAUGAAGACCAAAAACUUGACGGCGCUUCUUUCGGCAAAGAUCAUUCCUCCUCCCGUUUGAACGCAAACAACGGCAAGAACGACAUCGAUUCAGAUGACGACGAGGAUCUGGUGCCUGAGGAAGCAGAAGACUCCCUAGACGAAAGCGUCAUGGAUAGAAGGAGUAAACUUAUCGAAGAAUCAGAAGAGCUUGAAGAUACAGAGAUGAAAUAG
Molecule: messenger RNA, 903 nt
Organism: Kluyveromyces marxianus DMKU3-1042
Lineage: Eukaryota; Fungi; Ascomycota; Saccharomycetes; Saccharomycetales; Saccharomycetaceae
Gene: CDC34
Product: SCF E2 ubiquitin-protein ligase catalytic subunit CDC34
Exons: 1
Coding region: 1-903 (300 amino acids)
Biological process (GO): protein polyubiquitination; proteasome-mediated ubiquitin-dependent protein catabolic process
Molecular function (GO): ubiquitin conjugating enzyme activity
Source: RefSeq, a predicted model, not a curated record